GCGGCACUCCAACCUUUUCCGCAAACCCUCCCCCCACUCCGGCACCCUCCCAUCCCAACAUCCCUUACCCCAAUUACCACUUUCCUCUCUCCCUCCCACAACCUCCAUUGCUGUUUAUCGUUGGUUGCUGCUCGCCUCUCCCGUGCCUGACUCCGGUAACGUAACUGUUUGUGCAUACUGCUGGCUUACGGAUAUGGAUGGUCAACCCUCAGCGGUUAAUUUUGGGGAAGAGCUGAAGGUGCGGUUUUCCCUUCUGGAGCUCGUGCCUCCCUGGGCUCCCUAUGGCUAAUUUCGCUUUUCAGGACGCAUUUAAACCUAUCAGCGCUUGGGUAAUUCGUCCACACCCCACCCACGUCGAUUUGCACAGGGGCAAGGCUGACUUACGCAAUCUUCGAUAGGUAGCCGGUGGGAUCGCGUGGCUCGACGAUAUACAAUCAUUCUACCGUGAGAGGGCUGUGAUAGAGAAGGAGUACGCUGCGAAGCUCAACGCUCUAACAAAAAAAUAUUUCGAGAAGAAGGCCAAGAGGAGCUCGAGCCUCAGUGUUGGUGAUGCACCGCUCAUGACUCCGGGCAGCCUAGAAAGGUAUCAUAGCUCACCGGUCGCGGAUAUCGGCCCUCCACACCUCUAACUGCUUUCGUGCGACUCUAGUGCCUCGUUGACUACAUGGACCACUAUUCUCACCGCAACGGAAUACGUUUCGAAAGAGCACGACAAUUUUGCCGCGUGCCUCUCGGUUAAUGUAUGCGAUUCCCUGAAGUCAAUUGCAGCUCGCUACGAAGAUUACCGGAAACGCCAUGAAUCGUUUGCCGCCAAACUGCUGGCGGAAAGGGAUUCGGUCUACUCCGAUUUGAAAAAGUGCAAGGAUUCGUACGAUGCGACAUGUAGAGUUGUCGAGGAGAAGAGGGCCAAGGUCGACAAAAGUUAUGACGCAGCAAAGCCUAAAGCUGAAAAGUCCUACCAAGCACAAUUGAUCGAAAUGAACAAUGUGAAGGUGAGUUAAGCCCGCAUCCGCUUUGUCCGGCUUUUAAUGGCCACCAUCGCUCCACUCCAUAAAAGCUGUGUUUGGGCUAACUCUAUGCUGCUGAACAAGAACGCCUACCUACUACAGAUUGCUGUUACAAAUAGGCAAAAGCACAAAUACUUUCAUGAAGACCUCCCGGAACUGAUCAACGUACUGCAUCCUUCCCUAUUGUCAAAAGCGAAUGAUGUCUAAGCCUCACUAGUCAUUGCAAGACCUGAACGAGACCCGUGUCACCAAAUUAAAUGCCCUCUGGACCUUGAGCAAUGAGCUUGACUCAACCUGUCGUAAAAAUACAAUAUUCCAUCUUUCAGGAGCUAUAGCAAAGAUUGCCCGUAAUAUCCCUGCUUACGACUCUACAAUGUUUGCCAAACACAACAUGGCAGGUUGGGCCGAGCCGUCCAACUUUGUGUUUGAGCCAAGUCCUAUAUGGCAUGAUACAGAUGAAAUAGUUGUUGAUGAGAAUGCCAAGGUUUUCUUGAGAAACUUGCUGGGGAAGAGUCGGCGAGGUCUCGAAGAUGCAAAGACACAUGUUGAGUCUAGACGGAAGGAGAUCGGUGAAUUAAGGAAGUUAAUCGACACUGUCAAGCUUGACGAAAGCAAGAUGCAGAGAGAGAUUGAUGCGACCAGAGUGAGAUCCCUCUUGUUAACUUCAACUUGCAUGGUUUCAGUUGGGUAGCUAAUGCACCCCAGAGCAUAUUCUACAACUUUGAGGAACUGGCGCCUCAUUCAACAAAACUAACAACGCUCCGAGUUGAAAUUGAAACCAUUUUGGGGGCGGUGGGUGAAAUUGAACGUGGAACGCAAACCCACAAGUUCAAAGCCACAACCUUCAAAAUCCCGACAAAUUGCGACUUCUGCAAUGAAACUCUCUGGGGCCUGAAAAGCAAAGGCUUUACUUGUCAGGAUUGUGGCUAUUCAUGCCACAAACACUGCGAGAUGAAGGUCCCAGCAGCUUGUCCUGGAGUGUUAGACAAGGCUGCAAAAAAGGCUUUGAAGGAGGAAAAGCGGGCGAGCAUGGCUAUCGGUGGAUCGAACGGGAAUGAUACGGAACUAAGCCGUAGUAACACCAUGAAUUCCCUAUCCUCUAGUUACUCAGGGGGGAGAUUAGGCACCAAAUCUUCUGCCAAUAAGUUAUCAACUGGCGUUAGCCCUAGUACGACAAGCGUCGAAUUGGAGGCCGCCCCCGGUAUUGCCCCUCCGAGGAGGAAUAGGGUCAUAGCUCCGCCGCCGGAGCGAUAUAUCUCACCGCCUCCUGAGCCCAUAGCGGAGCUCCCAGAGCAUGGGAAGCGAGAGAAGGCCGGACGGAUGAUAUAUACAUAUUCAAGGACAGGCGAGGGUGAAAUAAGUGCCGAGGCAGGGGCAGAUGUAGUUGUCAUCGAGCCGGAUGAUGGGUCAGGAUGGGUCACGGUUCGCUCAGGGCAUACUGAAGGCCUUGUUCCCGCCACAUACAUUGAUGUUGAUCCAUCACCCACGGCGCGCCCAAGCAGCGUACACUCUUCCUCCAACGCAUCGAUAGCGAAUUCGACAUUCAGCACAGGGAAAAAGAAGGGCCCUGCCGUGAAGCCGAAGCGGGGUGCCAAAAGGGUAAAACACGUUGAAGCCCUAUACGACUAUGAGGCAAGGAGCGGCGCAGAACAUAGCAUGAUUGAAGGCGACAGGUUUGUGCUGGUCAAGGAAGACGAUGGGAAUGGAUGGGCGGAAGUCGAGAAGGGUGGCAUCGUGAAGAGUGUGCCGGCAACAUAUGUUCAAGUCGUCGAAGGGUAAAGUUAGCUUGCGCAGGAAAGUGUGAAUAUUUCUUCAAGCGCCUAUACAGUGGAAGGGAUUUGAUUGAGGCAGACUAUUUUAUGUUCUAUUGCGUUGUUUCUACUUUAUUUUUUUUCCUUCCCAAGGAGUUGAAGGCGUUAGACGGGUUAUUAUUGCAAGGGUUUCCCUUCGGCACGAUUUGAACUCUUGUUUUUUUUCUUCUUCUUCUUCCUCUUCUUCUUCUUCUUUACAGGCCACUAGAUACAGAGUGCAAGCUUGUGUUGUCCGUUUUAAUCCAAAAUUGCCCACUGUAGCUGUCUAUAGGGAGUCAAGUCAAGUUCUGUAAAAAAAAUUCUAUUAUUAUUAUUGUUUGGG
Tuber aestivum (summer truffle) is the source of this 3140-nucleotide messenger RNA. The record is from the annotation of a GenBank genome assembly. NCBI's taxonomy places the organism in Eukaryota, Fungi, Ascomycota, Pezizomycetes, Pezizales, Tuberaceae.